CAAGCUUUUCCUUCUUCAAUAGCAAUUGUGCAACAGGCAAUACAAAAAUGGCUAAGUUCAUCAUACUCAACUUGUUCUUCAUCAUAACUAGUCUCGUAUCACUUGCCCCUCUCUGCUUCUGCCACAGCACCAAUGGAGGCUAUCUCUACCCACAAUUCUACGAUAGAUCAUGCCCACAAGCUCUCCAAAUCGUCGAGUCCAUCGUCGCCAAAGCCGUCGCUAAAGAGCCUCGUAUGGCUGCCUCACUUCUCAGGCUCCAUUUCCACGACUGCUUUGUUAAGGGAUGUGAUGCAUCACUUCUUUUGGACAAUGGUGGAGGCAUAACCAGUGAGAAAAACUCAGUUCCAAACAGAAAAUCGGUUCGUGGAUUUGAUGUGAUUGAUGAGAUCAAAUCUGCACUCGAGAAAGCCUGCCCUCGAACUGUUUCUUGUGCAGAUAUCCUGGCCAUUGCUGCUAGAGAUUCCACCGUGCUCGCCGGUGGACCAAGCUGGGUGGUCCCAUUGGGGCGAAGGGACUCGAGAGGCGCAAGCUUGAGUGGGUCAAACCACAACAUCCCUGCUCCAAACAACACCUUCCAAACAAUCCUCACCAAAUUCAAGCUACAAGGAUUGAACAUUGUUGAUCUUGUAGCAUUAUCCGGAAGCCACACCAUAGGAAAGGCAAGAUGCACAAGCUUCAGACAAAGGCUGUACAAUCAGACUGGAAACGGGAAGGCGGAUAUGAGCUUGGAGCAGUCGUACGCGGCCCAGCUUCGGACGAGGUGCCCGCAGUCCGGGGGCGACCAGAACCUCUUCCCCCUGGACUUCGUCUCUCCCACGAGCUUCGACAACAGCUACUUCAAGAAUCUGCUGAGGUUCAGGGGGCUGUUGAGCUCGGACCAAGUGCUGGUGACGAAGAAUGAGGAAACACUGGAGCUGGUGAAGAGAUACGCGGAGAGCAAGGAGGUGUUCUUCGACCAGUUUGUUAAGUCGAUGGUGAAAAUGGGGAACAUUUCGCCAUUGACGGGCCGCAGAGGAGAGAUCAGGACCAACUGCAGGAUGAUUUCUUCUUGAAUCAACAUGCAUCAUCUUGUCUUUUUAUUACUACUCCAUAAUUUAUUCUUCGAGAUGUGUAGUAUUUCUUUGCUUUGAUUAUGUGAAAUCUUAUUGUUGUUGUUCUACAAUUAUUAAUGGGAA
This is a messenger RNA of Salvia splendens (bonfire salvia), 1175 nucleotides long. RefSeq names its product peroxidase 72. The coding region runs from base 48 to 1052 and encodes 334 amino acids. The transcript is spliced from 4 exons. Gene Ontology annotation, biological process: hydrogen peroxide catabolic process; response to oxidative stress. Gene Ontology annotation, molecular function: heme binding; peroxidase activity. The record is from RefSeq and is a predicted model, not a curated record. NCBI's taxonomy places the organism in Eukaryota, Viridiplantae, Streptophyta, Magnoliopsida, Lamiales, Lamiaceae.